This is a messenger RNA of Racocetra fulgida, 218 nucleotides long. Lineage: Eukaryota; Fungi; Glomeromycota; Glomeromycetes; Diversisporales; Gigasporaceae. The record is from the annotation of a GenBank genome assembly.
AUGAAAGACACAAGAUCAAUAUUAUCAGCGAAAUUAAACAUAAAGCCUGGUCAGAUUAAAAAGUUACAAGAUGCCGGCUACAAAUUUCUAGAAGAUUUAAAAGAAGCAUCUCCACUUACUUUGAGCAAAGUACAAGAAGCCCUUAGUAUAAUUCGACAAAUUAAGAGUAUGUGUUUAACAUCUGCAUUAAAAACUGCACAACGCGUUUUACUUUAUGG